AUGAUAGCUAUUGAUCCUCUUACCCUGGCGCUUAGCAAUUUCCAGAGAUCGCUCGCUCCUGAAUGUCUACAACACUGGCUCAUCAUCGGGCUCACCCAAACAGCCCAGGUUGCCAUUUAUGAACUCGCGCUCUUGAGGUCGUCCACAACUGAGACGGCAGCGUCGCAACUCGCGUUCGACUCCAAGCGCAUCGGAUACCUUAUGGAACUCUUACAGACAUGUAAAGCCUGUCGAGAUCACGCUUUGGCUGGCGACACUAUGAGUUUGACAGCUCCAUCAAUGCUCAUAUGGUCCUAUUGUUGCAAGAUCUUAUUUCGACUCUCUAGCAUCAAAGGAGUAGCUGGCUGGGAUCCAACAAUUGUCCAAUCAACUGUCGACAUCGUGCAGUGCCUAGAGCAACUUGCGGAGAUAGCUGAGCGGGCUAAUUCCGAAUACAAGGCUCAAACAGGCGAAGAAAGUUUGUUUGCUGCGGCCGCAGAGACACUGAGAGCUAAGGCGCCAAACUGGAAACUCCCUACAAGAGAGCAUGAUAACAUCAUGGACAGCGCAGCGGACGGCUGGAACAACGGGUUGAUUGGAGAUAUAGGGAUGAUGGACUUUUCGAGCGACUUUUGGAUGCCUAGUGCUUUCAAUUUUUAA
Alternaria arborescens is the source of this 639-nucleotide messenger RNA. RefSeq lists its product as hypothetical. Bases 1 to 639 code for a protein of 212 amino acids. The transcript is spliced from 2 exons. The record is from RefSeq and is a predicted model, not a curated record. Lineage: Eukaryota; Fungi; Ascomycota; Dothideomycetes; Pleosporales; Pleosporaceae.